AUGCCUAUGUUUGGUACGAUUGUUCUCGUUACCUACGCUAUCGCCUACGAGACUUCUCUUACCCUUGAAGUAGGUAUUUACACCAGCGCCCAAAACCUAUACACGGCAACGUCACCUUCAGGCGUCCAAAAGACACAGUCCAGUCAGCUGCCUCGAAAGCGAAACCGAAGCAGCUCGAUAACCCGUUCCUCCAAGAGGUUGGCCACUGAAGGACUGGGUAAAGAAAUAGAAACCAGGGAGUCGGCUACGCUAUCAGUCGCAACCUACAGCGAUUCCGUCACAAAGCCCCCACCGUUGUCCUCUACGGCGCCGUGGUCGCUGCUUUUACGAAACCUAACGUUCUGA
Letharia columbiana is the source of this 345-nucleotide messenger RNA. RefSeq lists its product as uncharacterized. The transcript has a single exon. NCBI's taxonomy places the organism in Eukaryota, Fungi, Ascomycota, Lecanoromycetes, Lecanorales, Parmeliaceae. The coding region runs from base 1 to 345 and encodes 114 amino acids. The record is from RefSeq and is a predicted model, not a curated record.